AGUAUCUUUACUUAUCCCUAUAUAUUUAUGGGUAUAUAUGGGCACACUUCUCCCAAGAUUAGGUUCUACAGUCCUUAAAUGUUUGAGGAGUGGGUCAGGAACCCCAAAACUUUGAAACUCUAAAUUGAGGAGUGUAUCCAUGGCAUGAGACAAGGCUGUGUUCUCUCUCUCUUCCUCUCUCUCUCUCUCUCUCUCUCUCUCUGGGAAGCAGCGAUCCGGCUCCUCGCUCACUAUCCAUCUUGGCGCGGGCGUUGGUGACACCUGCUGGAUCUCCUUUCGCUUUCUCUUUGCUCCGAUUUCUUUGAGGGGAAGAGGCGUCCGGAAUGGGAUCCUGAGGUGGAAAAAAAAAAGCCAGCCCUUUUCGCUCUUCUUGUCCCAGCAGCUGAUCCCUGCCUCCAACAGGGCUUAUAAGCAGAACAAUAACCGUCUUCUUUCCCCAUGUGAGCAAAACUGGUCCUUCCAGUAAGGGAGAACUCAGGGACGCUUGACAUCUCCUCAGAGCUUCCCGCCUCUUUUUAUCUUGACCGUCUCGCUCCCUCUCCCUCCCUCUCCAUUAAACCCUGUUUCUCCCUCCGGGGAGGUCUUGGCAAACCCGGUGUUUCAACCUCUGCCCUUCUCUUUGCGCUCCAGCCUCGCCAGGCGCCUUCGGGAGGCGGCAGGUGUCCGCGUUGCCCACCAGCGGCGGCAGAGGCGGCGGCGGCGGCAGCGGCGAGGCUCCGGUGAAGGCAGCCGAUGCUCCGGGCCCGGCGGCGGGAUCGGCGGUUGAACCCGACGGAGCCAGGGCCCUGUCAUGAAGAAACAGGGCGUGGACAACCUGGCUUUCGAGCCCCCCAGCCCGGAUCGGGCCGUGAAGCCCCAGCAAAGCCCGGCGGUGGCGGCCUCCUCCUCGGCCGGCGGCGGCGGCGGCGGCGGCUUCAUGACCUCGUCGCCCAGUUUUGACCCAGGCGAGGAACUCUGCGGGUUUGGCGGGUUCGCGCCGCCGGCCCUGCAGAUCUGCAACAACGCCAAAGGCUACUUGGUCUUUUACAGCCUCCUUUCCAUCUUUCAAGGCAUUGUGGUAAAUGGAUUAAUCAAUGUCAGCAUUUCUUCCAUUGAGAAGCGUUAUGAUUUGAACAGUUCCCUCACUGGUGUAAUUUCCGCUGGCUAUGACAUUUCAUUUUGUCUGUUAUGCCUUUUUAUAUCAUUCUAUGGUGAAAGAGGUCACAAACCAAGAUGGCUUGCAUUUGCAUCUUUCCUGAUAGCAGCAGGAUCACUUGUGUUUUCCCUGCCACAUUUUACAAGUGGAAUGUACACAUAUGGAGAAAAAUUGGAUGAUGUCUGCCCUGUACCAUCUUCUGCAAUUCCUAAUGCCACAUGUGGUACUAAUUUAAGAUCCAAACAAUCCAACUACUUCUAUGUCUUCAUGUUGGGGCAACUGCUCUUGGGAGCAGGUGGAACUCCCCUUUAUACUCUGGGAACAGCUUUCAUUGAUGACAGUGUCCCAAAACACAAAGCUUCAGUCUAUAUAGGAAUUGGUUACGCCAUGUCAUUGAUGGGCCCUGCCAUUGGCUACGUACUAGGGGGACAGCUGCUUAAUGUCUAUGUUGAUUUCAAUCGUCAAGUAAGCAUAGACAUCACUCCCAAAGAUCCACGUUGGGUUGGAGCUUGGUGGAUAGCGUUUGUUAUAUGCAGCUUCACUACUUGCCUUUUGGUGGCACCAUUUUCAUAUUUUCCAAAGCAGUUGCCAGGGACACACAGAAUAAGAGCUGAAAAGAUUUCUGAAGCACAUCAUAGUGGAGAAGGCCCAGUGCAUGGAUAUUCUGGGAGGAGUAUGAAAGAUUUUAUACUGACUCUCUGGCUACUGCUCAGGAAUCCUGUGUUGAUGUGUCUUGUAGCAGCGGCUGCAUUAGAAGCUUUGGUUGCCACUGGUUUCGCAACCUUCUUGCCCAAAUUUAUAGAAAACCAGUUUGGAUAUACAUCUAGUUAUUCAGCUACCUUAGGGGGACUUGUACUAGUCCCAGGAGCAGCAAUAGGCCAGAUAAUAAGUGGCAUCCUGAUUUCCAAGCUUAAAAUGCAUUGCAAAAAUAUAAUCAAGUUUAUUCUCCUGACAUGUACAGUGGCACUCUUAUUAAACCUGGUGUUUGUGUUUGCCAAAUGUGGGAAUGAACCAUUUGCUGGUGUUUCUGAAACAUAUAACGGAACAAGCACAUUAUCAAACUUAAAUGCACCCUGCAAUGCCCAUUGUAGAUGCCUACGUUCAGAGUUUUUGCCAGUCUGUGGUGCAGAUCAAAUCCAGUAUUUUUCUCCUUGUUAUGCAGGAUGCACCACUGCUAUUGUUCAAAAAGACACAAAGGUGUACAGCAACUGUUCCUGUGUUACAGAAUCCACUGUUGUAAUUGAGAAUACCAUCAAGGGGGCCAUUUCCGGGAAGUGUCAAUCAAAGUGUACAGUCCUGCCUUGGUUCCUCAGCUUCUUCUUUUUAGCUGUUGUUUUUACUUUUAUGGCAGUUACCCCAACAACUGUGGCCAUUCUCAGGUGUGUACCAGAAAGGCACCGCUCAUUUGCUCUAGGUGUUCACAUGCUGUUUCUACGAAUUUUAGGUACUAUACCUGGACCCAUCCUGUUUGGUGUUGCAAUAGACAGUACAUGCACUUUGUGGUCUGUGGACAAAUGUGGAAUUAGAGGAGCAUGUUGGACCUAUAAUAACAGCAAAAUGGCCAUUAUGUUAAUGGCUAUAAGUGCGUGUUCCAAAGCGGUUUCUAUAGUUUUCACUUUUACAUCGUAUUUCUUGUAUAAGCCUCCACCAACCCCACCUACAGUUUCACAGAGCAAAGAGGAAACAGAGAUCUCUGCACAACUUUAACACGAUGAAGAACAAAAUAGGCCAGCGAAACUCACAGAAAAAAACAAAACCUAAGGCUGAAGUGACAGCUAUAUCAGAGCACAUCACAGCAGCUGGAGUUACCGAACGUGAAUGAUCUCGGACCACUGAAGCAGCUGUUUCAGUUUAAAAAAUAAACACAGCUUUUAAGGUAUAUUUCAGUCAUAGAAAACCAUUUUUGAUUUGGGGAAACACGUUGCACUUUAAAAAGAACAGCAUUUGAUCAACGGAUCAAGCGUUUGGAAACAUUUUAAUGCCUCAAUCCCCUGAUUCAGGUACUGUGUUGUUUCUUGUGCAAUUCUUUGUGGGAAAACAUGUGAUUGACAGUUACUUAUUGGGCAUAUACUGCUCCUGGUCUGGCCAUCAUGGCAACAUCAUGCUGAUGUAUCUGUGAAAGCCUCCAUUCAUAAGCCCAUCUGUUGCUUAUUUAUCUCUUGAGUGUCUGAGGUGUGGCUUCUCAGUGGGCCACAAGGAACAGGAAGUGCUCAUUUUAACUUAUUUCAAAUUCUCAUAACAGUUUGUACAAGCCAGGAAGAGGUAUGCAACAGAAUCUCCUGCUGGUUAACCACAAGUUCAGUGUACACUGCAAAUCUAUUCCUGACAAUUUCUCAAGAGAGACGUGUGGCUUAUUGUUUGCCAGGCUUGUCCAAUGACAAAAGGGAAUGCCUUUGUUCAGACUUCAUUAAAAUUUCUGUACUUUGAAUUGAUAGAAAUGGUACAAUUACAGGAUAAAAUGUGCUUCUUUGGGUUUCAUGUUUAAAAGACAUUCUAGAGGGUCACUGAUAUUUUUGAAUCCUGCAUUUGGAGUCAAUUCAUCUGCAAGGAAUCUACAAAGUGCCUCAUGUUCACUGUGGUGUGAUAAGAGGCAUUCUUCGAAAAACCCCAACCCACCUAUGGUCACCGUAAGACUACCGACUCAAAACUGAAAUCUCUUCUGGAGAAUAUAAUAAUCUCAUUGCAAUAUUUCAGACCAUGGUGCUGCUGUUUUGUCAACCCCCGAAACCAUAUUAAACUCAGUCCAGGAAAUCGAUCAACAUUUUACCAACUAUUUUAACUUGAAAACUGGAAGCAACUCAACAAUCCUGCACAUUUUACAUGUGUAAUAUAAAAAGUUUGGUGAAAGUGAUAAUCUCAGAUGAUAUUUGUGAAGUGUCCAAACAUUCAGGAGGUACUCUGUGAAUGUAGAUAGUCACCAGAUGUGGCUGAUAACAUCCUCAAUUUCAUAAAGUUAUAUCUGAUAAACAGAAAUAGGAUAUAGGUAUGUCUUUGUAAACAAUCAAACAAAAAUCAGCUAAAACUAAUUUCUUAGUAUUUAAGAAAUUAGUAUUUAAGAACUGGUGCCAACAUUCAUCUAGUUCCAGGUAUUCCUGUGAUAUGCACAUGCUCACUGCUAGUCCCAUCAAAUGGUGAUGGGUGUGUUUAACAUGUUUAUUAAAAGUACUGCAUACGGGAUGUGGAGGUUAACUUAUGCCAUCUUUCACAUCUUCCUCCCCUUUUUUUCUUUUUCUUUAAAGCUCAGAAAGAGCUUCCUUAUUUAUAAAGAAUCUUGUUCUCCACGGGUCAGAUAUUACUGUUUUGAUUUAUGGACCAAAGAGGAUGGUAUGGCACCAGCUUUUCUCAGUACUCCUUACCUGCAUAUUAUCUGGCAAAAGCAGGCAAAGGUAAUUUUUUAAGACACCU
This is a messenger RNA of Pogona vitticeps (central bearded dragon), 4540 nucleotides long. RefSeq names its product solute carrier organic anion transporter family member 4C1 (gene SLCO4C1). NCBI's taxonomy places the organism in Eukaryota, Metazoa, Chordata, Lepidosauria, Squamata, Agamidae. The record is from RefSeq and is a predicted model, not a curated record. Gene Ontology annotation, molecular function: protein binding. Gene Ontology annotation, biological process: sodium-independent organic anion transport; transmembrane transport. Gene Ontology annotation, cellular component: basolateral plasma membrane.